Molecule: messenger RNA, 270 nt
Organism: Ectocarpus siliculosus
Lineage: Eukaryota; Phaeophyceae; Ectocarpales; Ectocarpaceae
Source: the annotation of a GenBank genome assembly
AUGCUGAAGGCUCUUGGGAUCGAGAACCAAGUGAUCAGCAUGACGACCGACACGGCUGCGAACAUGAAGAACGGCGUCAUUGUUCACAUGGCGCCGCAGAUUCAGUGGCUUGGAUGUGGAUGCCACAAGACUGAGCUCACGGUGCAGAAGUUCGUCAACACUCCCGGCCUGAAGGAGACCCUCAAAAGGUUCACCAAGGUUGCCGGGCACCUGCACAAGUCUGCGCUGUCGCUGGGAGCGUUCUUUGAGGCGCAGAAGUCUUGCCGCUAG